AUGGAGGAGAAAAAGAGAAAGAUCGGUUUUACUGAUCUUCCGUCGGAGACUCUGUUUCAGAUCUUCAACCAUGCCAAGUUCAACGGACAUUUUGAUCCUCACGACUUGAGAUACUUUGAAAGAUGCAAUCAGAACGGUGACGAUAUCAUGAACAUUCGCUUGACCUGCCGCAGAUUUGCCAAGGUUGCAGCGCAUCUGCUCCCGCAAGUGGCUCACUGCUCACUCUUUGACGCUCAAUCUCUUGAGUCGUUUGAGCGUCUCUCGCGAGACUCAUUCUUUUCGAAACAUGUUCAAAUCGUCCAUGUUCACCUCGGCUUCUAUGAACCUCUCCUUGCCGACAGCCAGGAAGCUCUGGCAGCAUACCUCUGCACCAUGUGGGGAGAGUAUAUCCAAAGGAUGCCCAAGGAUGGUGACUUUGUCACUGAGACAAUCCCUCAAGUCAUGAAGACGGUCCAGCACUGGUCUCUUGUCGCUGACGGCCAGAAGAAGUCCGCGCCCAUCAACAAGAAUACCCCCAUCCCUGAAGCCAACAAGAAUGAUGCCCAGUUUAUCACCAGCAUGCGCAUUCUCCGCGGCAUUCACGAUGAGUAUCGCAGACGCUACCUUGCUCAGCAGUAUCUGCGCAAAUCUGGCGAUGGUAUUCGACGCCUGGCCCAGGCUAUGGCUCGCAUGCCGCAUGCAACCCGUCUGGUCUUGGACGAUGAUCGCUCGCCAGGACCAGAGCAUCUAGGCGCAGCUAUGGUUACCAUCUUGGGCGCUGGUCUACAAGCUGCUUUUGACUCGGGCUGUGCGUUGUUCGCAACUACAGUAAGCUGGGCCGCUUCCUGGCAGUUCAAAAAAGAUGACGACAUCCCCAUGAAGUCACCCCUCAGGUACUUCCGUCCUCCCUGCGACCUCAUCAUCGACCUUCCAGUUGCUGUGCACGCCGCAGGUGUCAAGCUUACCGGCCUACGCAUCUCGGGCAUGCAGAUCCCGAACGCGGUGCCAGCCUGGGACUGCUAUGAUCCUUACGGCUGGGUCCGGCAUCCUCCCUACGACUUCUCAGAUCAGAUCAACCUGGCGGGACCCGAGGCGCUCAGAGAGGCCUGCAAGGGACUCAAAGUACUAGAGAUCACUCCGAUGUACGGCGACGACUGCUUUGCCAGGGUUAGGAGCGCAGUCACCUCGCCAUUCCGGGACAUAAACGACUAUGACCUUACGCGUCUUGGCUAUGUCGUCAAGUACAUGAUGCCGGAGACUUUGACGCAGGUUCAUCUUGACUGCGCUUCUAUUGGCUUUCGCGAUGAGGAUGGCUUCCGGGAGGAAUACAGUGACAGAAUCUACAAAGCAUCUCGGUGGCCAAACCUUCAAGUGCUCCACCUUCAGAAUGCACGGAUCAAAAACACCGAGACUUCUCUGCUCAAGAUGAUCCGCCAACUGCCUGACCUCUACGACGUGCGCCUCGAUCAUGUGGGUCUCAUUGCCUUCUACCGGCCUCUGAGGAUGGCUGGUCAGGCCAGCUGGUCGUACUUGAUCGAGCAUCUCCGAAACGAAGUACCCCGCCUGUGCGAGAACAGAAGGACGCGCGGCUUGGAGCAGGAUCUUCCCAUCAUAAUCAGACGUGCCGCCGUCAGCGAGCGUACCGCCUUUGAGGUGUACUGCUGCCAGGAAAUCUACCAGGCUCAUGUCAACGAACUGUUCAAUGUCUGCGACAUCGCCGGCCGCACCAAGGUGGACAACUAUCUGCUGAGAGCCACAGAGGUCAAUCCGUUGGUCACACUCAACAAUCGCCUGGGAGGAUUCCUUUGCGAACGCCUCUUGUUCAGCGAUAUGGCUUACGACCUCAGCUUACAUGACCUGUACAAUAACAAAACACUCACCUAA
Messenger RNA from Pyricularia oryzae 70-15, 1863 nucleotides. RefSeq lists its product as uncharacterized. The coding region runs from base 1 to 1863 and encodes 620 amino acids. The transcript has a single exon. The record is from RefSeq and is a predicted model, not a curated record. NCBI's taxonomy places the organism in Eukaryota, Fungi, Ascomycota, Sordariomycetes, Magnaporthales, Pyriculariaceae.